CUUCUGUGGGUUACAACUAAAAUAAAGUCCAAUAAAAGCUUCCAUAAGAGGGCGGAGGUUUUGGGGUGUGAUCUGCUCCAUCAUUGGCUGAGACGCGUCGUCACUGCGUGUGUAUUGCUCUGUGAGUGGCUGCGCAGGCUGUCAGUCAGUCAGAGCCUCCAGAGAGAGAGAGAGAGGGAGAUGUCAGAGGCUGAGCUGCUCCCAUCACUUCAGUAGCUCUAGUGGGGUUCAGCAGCCAGCCAGCCAGCCAGCAUGGCCACAGCUGCCUCCAGCCCCUACACCCUGCUCAGCUCCAGCCCCAUGCUCCACCCGGACAGCAGCCAGGCCAUGCAGCCAGGCCAUGCGAGCCCCUACAGAGGCCACCAGAAGCUGCUCCAGAGCGACUACCUGCAGAGCGUCAAUGGGCACCCCUUGGGGCACCAGUGGGCGAGCACCCUGUCGGAGGGCAGCAGCCCCUGGUCGGCCUCCACCUCCAUGGAGCAGCAGGACGUGAAGCCCGGCCGAGAGGACCUGCAGCUGGGCAUCAUCCACCACCACCACCACCGCAACGUAGCGCACCACUCACCCCAUCACAACAACAACCAUGGCAACAACCACCCGGUUGCCUGGGGGACCCACAACUCGUCCAUCAGCAACAUCUACUCCCAGACGGGCUUCACUGUCACCGGCAUGCUGGAGCACCACAACGGCGGCCUCACGCCUCCUCCUCCGCAGGCCCAAGGAGGAGGCAUGCACCCGGGCGGCCUCAGGGAGACUCUCAGCCCGGAGGAGCACAGCAGCGAGCUGGGCGGACACCACUGCCACGACCACUCCGACGAGGAGACGCCGACGUCGGACGAGCUGGAGCUCUUCGCCAAGCAGUUCAAGCAGCGACGCAUCAAGCUGGGCUUCACCCAGGCGGACGUGGGUUUAGCUUUGGGCACCCUCUAUGGAAACGUGUUCUCCCAGACCACCAUCUGCAGGUUCGAGGCUCUGCAGCUGAGCUUUAAGAACAUGUGCAAGCUGAAGCCGCUGCUGAACAAGUGGCUGGAGGAGGCGGACUCCACGACGGGCAGCGCCAGCAGCAUAGACAAGAUAGCGGCUCAGGGGAGGAAGAGGAAGAAGAGGACGAGCAUCGAGGUGAGCGUCAAGGGGGUGCUGGAGACGCACUUUCUCAAGUGUCCCAAACCGGCCGCGCCGGAGAUCACGUCGCUGGCGGACUCGCUGCAGCUGGAGAAGGAGGUGGUGCGGGUCUGGUUCUGCAACCGGAGGCAGAAGGAGAAGAGGAUGACGCCGCCGGGGGAUCUGCCGACACCGGGGAUGCACGAGGGAUCCUAUUCUCAGGGGGGGGACAACUCCUCGUGCCAUGAUCUCUGACCGAAGCACCGGGAGGAAUCACACCCCCCCGGUGCACAGACUCCUCCAGAGCGCGUCCAGGUGCGCACCUCCAAGAAGAAGAAGAAGAAGCGCGUCCCGGUACAGACUCCUCUCCAGCACUGAGACACAACAACACAGAUACCCGCUCAGCCUUUUUAUAACUUGUCACGAGGGCAUUUUAUUCUAUAUCAAAAAAUCAAAUCACAUUUCAGAUUCAACUUCUUCGGAGCACCGCCAAAUUAUUUUCUACAUCAUUUAUGGAUAUAAAUACAAAAAUGUGCCUAUAAUAACCUGCCAGCGCCUUUUGGUUUUUAUGUCACCGUUUUUUUCUCCUCAUCAUCAUCUUGCAGCAGCAGCAGCUCGCACCAGAGGCCGUUUUUACAGUCCACCUCCAUGCUUCCCUCGGGCUUCUACUACACUCAUUAUUUUGUAACAUACUCUGUAGCAGAUCUGUAAUUAUUUUUGCAUAUGCAAAUUAUUAUUAUUAUUAUUAUAGGCCUCAUUCCUGUUGUAGAGAGCUAUACCAACAUAAUAGCACUUGGAGGGUUUUUUCUUUUUAUUAAAUACCCUCCCUCAUGGCCUGUAGCUUAUGAAGCCACACAGCUAUUUAUAAAUGCAUCUAUUUGAUUUCAAUCAUCUUCGACCAUAUAAACUGUGUGGACUCUGAAAAACCAGAGCCGAGAAUAGAGAAAAAGAAAAGGGGUUCGACGACGCUAUACACCUGCCUAUAAUUUUAUUGUACGUUCAGUAUCAAAAUUUUAUAAUCUUAAAUACUCCUGUUUAUUGGUUUAUUUCCUAAGUAUUUUUUCGAAUAUUGUACAGUUUUAUAUAUUACCCUUUUUGAAGUCAUUAAUUUAAACAAAAUGCUCUUAGUUAUUCAUGCACUUAAUUAGCAAUGUAAAAAAAAAACACAAUAUUUUCAGUAAGAUUGAACUGUUUCGGCGGUUUUAUUCCAAAUUUCGAUGACAGCUCAAGUAAUUAUUUAUUUUCAGUAUAAAGCUUGUAUUAUGUUUUGAAAUAAACUAUGUAUGUUGUAAUAAACAAUUUUCUUGCUA
Sebastes umbrosus (honeycomb rockfish) is the source of this 2411-nucleotide messenger RNA. Its product is annotated as POU domain, class 3, transcription factor 4-B-like. The record is from RefSeq and is a predicted model, not a curated record. The transcript is spliced from 2 exons. Bases 253 to 1356 code for a protein of 367 amino acids. NCBI's taxonomy places the organism in Eukaryota, Metazoa, Chordata, Actinopteri, Perciformes, Sebastidae. Gene Ontology annotation, biological process: brain development; regulation of transcription by RNA polymerase II. Gene Ontology annotation, molecular function: DNA-binding transcription factor activity, RNA polymerase II-specific; RNA polymerase II cis-regulatory region sequence-specific DNA binding. Gene Ontology annotation, cellular component: nucleus.